AUGGAAUUCUUAAAAACUUUUGAUUCGGAUGACGACGUAGAAUUCGUCGAGACAUUCUUCAACGUUGUGCAACACAUUCACGACGAAGAAAGUUUGAAUGUUGCUCGUACAAGGAUGGUCGCCAAUCAUGAUCCCCAAGCCUCACGCGACUUAUUGAUACGUGAUUACUUUGCCGAUAAUUGCCUUUAUAAUGACGACUCUUUCGAACGUCGUUUCCAUCUGAAUAAGACUAUAUUUUUACGUAUUAGUAACGCUUUGGAAUCUCAUUAUGAUUUUUUCAAACAAAAACCCGACGCUAGAGAAAGAAUGAGUUUUAGUAGUAUACAAAAAUGUGCGGCUGCUCUUAGGUAUUUGGGAUACAGUAUAUCAUUUGAUGCAUCUGAUGAAUACUUAAGAGUAUCCGAGAGGACCGCAGUUGAAUGUGUCGAUUGGUUUUAUGCAUGUGUGUAUGAGUCUCCUAGUUUCAACGAUAUUUGGACUGGCAAAGCACCUGAUAUGACGUUCACGGUGAACGGGCAUACGUACAAAUAUGGUUACUACCUUGGUGAUGGGAUAUACUUGGAUUAUUCUACAUUGAUGAAUGCAUACUCGGUUCCUCGAAGUGAAAAUGCAAAGUUGUUUACAAAAAAAAAAAAAAAACAGGAAUCGGUGAGAAAGGAUAUCGAGAGGGCAUUUGGAGUCCUUUAG
Molecule: messenger RNA, 687 nt
Organism: Lactuca sativa (garden lettuce)
Lineage: Eukaryota; Viridiplantae; Streptophyta; Magnoliopsida; Asterales; Asteraceae
Source: RefSeq, a predicted model, not a curated record